AUGUGCGUGGAAAUGGAGGCAGCAGGACUAAUGGACGGCUUUCCCUGCCUGGUCAUUCGCGGCAUCUGCGAUUAUGCUGAUGAGUUCAAGAACGAUGCUUGGCAUCGAUACGCCGCCACUACAGCGGCUGCAUACGCUAAAGACUUCCUCUUGUACAUCUCGCCGCAACAGAUCAUCGAACACACGAACUCCUUGGCGAAGGCAUCCAGCUUCAGAAACAAGCCAUCGAGGUACAACGCGAGCACUUUCAAACCGAGCGUGAACGACAUUGCCACCACGCUUUUAAAACAAGUCCCUAUGAAGAGUAUUAAACCAACAAUCUUGAGAGAGUCUCGGGCACAUGCCAAUGGUUGCUCAACCAUAGUCAGUUUCGAGCAUGGCAACAAAGCAGUCAUCGUGAUCUCCUGUGGAUCUCGGCCGACCCGGGAUGUGGCAAAUCCGUCCUCGCAAAGUUUCUGGUCGAUCAUGAGUUUGGUGAUGCAGAUCAGUAUAGUGUCUGCUACUUUUUCUUCAAAGACAAUGAACGCCAGGACAACCUUAACACUGCUUUAUGCGCCGUUCUCCACCAACUUUUUGAUCACCAACCGUCACUACUGCGUCAUGCGCUGCCCGCAUGGGAUAAGGUCCAGGACAAGAUACAGCAAGAAAGCUGGACCCAUCAUAUGCGUCCUGGACACACUUGACGAAUGUCGGGACGAGGAUCGACGACAGCUCAUCAGUAAACUUUGUGGUUUUAACCAACGGUCAUCGCCUGCGCUGUCUGGGGCUUGGCUGAAAAUUUUGGUGACGAGCCGGCCGUAUGACAGUGUGCAGCGCUGGUUUGAGGAGACUACAUCACAUCUGCCACAGAUCCGGCUGCGACGAGAGGACAAGAACGACCAGAUCCACGAGGAGAUCAAUCUGGUGAUAGACCUACAGAUAGACAGGCUUGCAGCUGAGUUUAGGCUUUCCGAAAAUCACCAAGAGAGGCUACGACAAAGUCUACGACAGAUGGAACAUCGCACUUACCUCUGGCUUUAUCUGGCCAUGGAAGACAUACGGACCACGUAUCUGAACAGCCCUGAUCCCGAAGAGGAGCCCACUAACACUCUCCCUAAAUCAGUAGAGAGUGCAUACGAACGCAUAUUGCAAAGAAUUACCGAAAAACAGAAGUCCCAGGCGCGAAAGAUCUUGCUCAUCAUCGUUGGUGCGCGACGCCCAUUAACCAUUAGCGAGAUGGGCCUGGCGUUGAAUGCGGCCAGCGCGCACGAACUGGGUCAAUCGUAUAUGAAGGAGCCGAACGUGCAGCAGGAGAGACAUGUCCGACAAUGGUGUGGCCUCUUCGUCUUCAUCAACCAUUCCCAGCUCUUUCUCAUCCACCAAACUGCUAAGGAGUUCCUUGUCGCACAGAGCACCAAUUUCAGUUUUGUAUCAGGCCGCUGGCAGUCAACAUUUUCCCAGACGGAGAUUAAAGGUGAAAUGACGAGACUGUGUGUGGCGUACUUGUGUCUCCGUCAACAAGAUCGCAGACCUAUCGACGAAGACCGGCAGGGUUACAAGCGCGCCAACACCAUAGUCACAGUGAUCCCAUCAUCAACUUGGGAAGAGCAGAACAAAUUCUUUGAAUAUUGUGCUGAGCAUUGGACAUCGCAUCUAAGAGAGGAUGUUGUUACCAAAGACUGGAAAGUACUAGAUCGAGUCUUACUCUUAUACAAAACAGAUACAGAUCAAUUUCAUGCAUGGUUUCCCAUUAUGUGGAAGGCACUUUACCCAUAUAAAUCGACGGCGGAAGUACAGAUUCAACAUGUGGUUUCCAUGAGUGGUCACGCGUUCGUCCUUAAUGAAAUCUUUCACAAGGCUAUAUUCGAGUUGGAGGCACAGGAUAGCACUGGUAGAACAGCAUUACAUUGGGCGGCUGAAAGAGGUCAUGGAGCUGUGGUGGAUUAUCUUAUCAAAUUAAGAGCCAACGUCAAUGCUCAAGGUGGAGAGUAUGGCAAUUCUCUACAGGCAGCAUCAUCAAGAGGUCACAAGAAGGUGGUGGAGAUGUUGCUAGCCAAGGGCGCAGAGGUGAAUGCUCAAGGUGGAGAGUAUAGCAAUGCUCUACAGGCGGCAUCAUCAAGAGGUCACGAGAAGGUGGUGGAGAUGUUGCAAAAACAGUAG
Messenger RNA from Endocarpon pusillum Z07020, 2139 nucleotides. RefSeq lists its product as uncharacterized. The record is from RefSeq and is a predicted model, not a curated record. NCBI's taxonomy places the organism in Eukaryota, Fungi, Ascomycota, Eurotiomycetes, Verrucariales, Verrucariaceae. Gene Ontology annotation, biological process: nucleoside metabolic process. Gene Ontology annotation, molecular function: protein binding; catalytic activity. The coding region runs from base 1 to 2139 and encodes 712 amino acids. The transcript has 3 exons.